AUGACCUCUAAUGGGAAACAACGAAAACAUGAUGAAAACUCAGACAAUGUGCUGGUGAGAGAUCAAUUGAAUUCGUUAGAAAAUACAUUAAGAACUGCUACAAAUCUUCAGCAACUUUCUAAAUUGUUGAACGAUAUUGCUCAAGAGAAGGCUGCAAUUGACGAAGAUCUCGAAAAGAUUGAAUCAAAAAGUGUGAUGCAUCAUCAAUCUGCUGUUAGAUCGGCAGAGCUAGCACGAGUUGACCUUUCUUCUACAUUAAAUCAAUCAAGGAGCUUGAAAUCAAUAAUGGAAAAUGCCAAUUCUUUGAGCUACAAAAUUACAGAACGUGUUCGUGUUUUGGAUAGCGCCAAGUCGCAAUUGAAAACUGUGAAGGAUUAUAUUGAUAAUGUGAAGGCUUUGAAGUCUGAAUUAUCAAGAGCAAGUGAUGCAAUUGAGAGAAAGGAUUGGCUCAUUGCGUCAAGGUCGAUUUCGGUGAUGCUUCAAUUACCUGAGGGAUUGAUUGAUGAUCCAUACGUAGAGUUUAAAGUACCUACAAGCCAGCUAGAAGAUUUGCCAUCAGAUAUACUACAGAGAUGGAUCAAUGAAUUGGAGCAUAUUUUUAUCAACGAAUUCAAUUGUGCUGCGUCUAAUAGGGAUGUCGAUAAACUAACAUAUUUUUUCCAGCUUUUUCCUCUUAUUGGAAGAGCAAAAGUUGGGCUCAAGUGUUAUUCAAAAUUCAUUUGUGGUAUUAUCAGUGAACAAUCUAGAACUAUUAUUAGAAACGUCCAUAAUCAACAACCCAAACCUGAGCUUUACUCGCAAUUGCUAUUCCGAUUAUACCAAACUAUCUCAGGAAUACUAGUGCAACAUUCCAAGGUUAUUAAAUCUUACUAUGGGAAAAAUGUUGUUAAUUCCAUUUUGAAAGAUAUACAAAUCGAAUGCGAUCUACAAAGUAAUCUUAUUAUUGAAACAUACUGCGAUUCGAAACAACUCGAUAGAUUAUUGAGUGAUGUAAGAAACUAUGAUUAUCCUAUUUUAAUCAAAGAAAUAUACAAAAAUGCUGCUGAAAGUGAAAGUGAUCAAGAAGAUAUGGAUGUUGAAGACAGUGAAUCGGUUGAGCUGAUAGAAAUAUCACAAGUUACCGAUGAACUUUCUACCAUGAUGAACCAUUGGUCUAUGUAUUCCAAAUUUUUUGUUGUGCUCUGGAAUGAGUUUUUAGAUACUGACAAGGAUAAGGUUGUUUAUCCAACACCCCUGAUCCUUUCAUCAUUUGGCAUACGGAUUCAUAAUGAUAUUGUCAAUCAAUUUGAUACGGCAUGUACAUAUAUUAUCAGAAGAACAUUAGAGAAGGCAUGCAAACUUGAGACGAUUUCCAGCUUUAUUCCUCACCUUUCGAACUGUUUGAAAUUUUUGACCUUAGUUUAUAAAAAGGUCGAACACUCAUCAUCUCAUGACCUAUAUGCUCUCAUACCUGAGGAGCCACCCAUUUCCUCUCUUGCUGAUGACAUUAUUGUUGUACUAAAUACCAUAAUGAUGGAAGUCUUGGCUACGGGCGAGUUAUCUUCUGUUAAAAAUAUGAUUUCCAACAUAAAAAGGGUUCUGCUGAAUGAUUUUAUGAAUAUUAUCCAACAGCGACUUGGUUCUGUGAACCUCAAAUCUAAUUCAAGCUUAUUGAGCAAAGAGACUUUACAAAAAAUACACCAACAGCAAAAUCCGCUUGCGGAAAAGUUGUUUUCCGAUUCAGUUGCCAGUAGCCCUAGAUCUAGAAGUGGUACCCCAGUGGCGGGUGGUUCACUGAAUGUUUCCGCUUCCGAUAUUGCCAAUACUGGUGCUAUGUUCAUGAGGUCCCUCAAUGCAGCUAUUUCUUAUACCAUGACAGGGGAGGAUGAUGUUCAGUCUUAUCUUAUUGGUGACGAUACAGAUAUAAAGAAGGUCGUCGUCUAUCUCAAUACAAUUGAAGUUUUAUCGGACUACUUGAAAAAGAUGGUGGAGUCAUGCAUGGGAAAUUUCCAAGGACGUUCUCUGUUGAUAGUCGAAGAUCAAGAGUUACAAUCGGUCAGAAAGUCACUAGAUCCGCAUACCAAUAAUUACGAUACUGAUUUCAAUAUAGAGGUACCGACAACUGAGAGCAUCAGUUUGAAGAUUGAAGGAAUUUUGCAAAGUAUCCCUACUGGUUUCAUCGAGCGCAAGGAUUCCAUAGUUAACAAGAACUUGAAAGUAAUGUUCGACAAGGUGAUUAAGGCUCGAAUUGUUAGGUUGUUAAACAAAGCGCUGAUGAAUAACUAUUAUAUGACAGUGGAAGAUGGUCAAUACUUCGUCGUCGAACUAGAUAAGGACAAUGCUAAUGAGGGUGAACAAGUAUACACAAACAAGCCAGCGAAUGAGGAGAAUUUAGUGAAUACUUUUAUUAAAAACUGGAACUCAAUCAUAAUUCCUUUUGUGACGACUCUAGCCAACCCAAUUUGUAGUAUUUUAAUUGAAAAAAUUGUUGAUUUAGCAUCUGAGUUGCUGGAAGCAAGAAUUUGGCAGCUCGAAAAGAAGGUCAACCACAUAGGUGCCUAUAAAUUAGAACAGGAUGUCAAUACUAUCAUAAGCGAGUUUUCAAAAUUCAAUUAUGGUUUACGGGCCAAAUUUGUCAAAGUUCAACAAAUUGUAAUGGUUGUUGCGACAAUUGAAGAAGAAGAGGUCAUUGCGUUGGACGAUCCUGAUUCAGGAAUUGAAUGGGCAUUGACUCCAAGUGAACGUCAACGUGCAAAAAGUAUCCGUGUUCCGUAA
Molecule: messenger RNA, 2754 nt
Organism: Pichia kudriavzevii
Lineage: Eukaryota; Fungi; Ascomycota; Pichiomycetes; Pichiales; Pichiaceae
Exons: 1
Coding region: 1-2754 (917 amino acids)
Source: RefSeq, a predicted model, not a curated record